This is a messenger RNA of Eleginops maclovinus (Patagonian blennie), 2574 nucleotides long. It is a transcript of the gene nlgn1, whose product is annotated as neuroligin 1. Gene Ontology annotation, biological process: presynaptic membrane assembly; chemical synaptic transmission; modulation of chemical synaptic transmission. The record is from RefSeq and is a predicted model, not a curated record. Gene Ontology annotation, molecular function: neurexin family protein binding; signaling receptor activity. Lineage: Eukaryota; Metazoa; Chordata; Actinopteri; Perciformes; Eleginopidae. The coding region runs from base 1 to 2574 and encodes 857 amino acids. The transcript has 10 exons. Gene Ontology annotation, cellular component: cell surface; synapse; plasma membrane.
AUGUCCCAGUGGAGGCACCAGUCAAGGACUGGGUGUCAACUACUUCUGACUGCUAAGAGUGGGAGCAGGAUGAUGGGAUACAAAAGCCUUGAAGGUUCUUUGCUUAGCGGCCGGUGGGUGUCCUCUCUAAUAUGGCUUGGACUGCUGCUGCUACAGACGUCUCUGGCUGAGAAACUUGACGAAAACGACCCAGUUGUCACAACCGUGUACGGCAGGCUGCGCGGUGUCAAGAAGGAGCUUAACAACGAGAUCCUCGGCCCUGUCGUGCAGUUUCUAGGAGUCCCGUACGCUUCUCCGCCCACCGGCGAGCGCCGCUUUCAGCCCCCUGAGCCGCCGGCGUCGUGGCCGGAGAUCCGCAACGCCACACACUUUGCCCCGGUGUGCCCUCAGAGCAUCGUGGAGGGCCGCCUGCCAGAUGUGAUGCUGCCGGUUUGGUUCACCAACAGCAUUGACGUUGUCUCCACGUACGUCCAGGACCAGAGCGAGGACUGCCUGUAUGUCAACAUCUAUGUCCCCACUGAGGAUGGUCCCCUUACAAAGAAACACACUGAUGAUUUAGGUGAUAGUGACCGCACGGACGACGAAGACAUUAGGGAGAGUGGAAGCCCCAAGCCGGUGAUGGUUUUCAUCCACGGGGGCUCCUACAUGGAAGGAACAGGGAAUAUGUUUGACGGCAGCAUCCUGGCCAGCUAUGGAAAUGUGAUUGUCAUGACUGUCAACUACCGGCUGGGCGUCCUAGGGUUCCUGAGUACAGGUGACCAGGCAGCCAAGGGAAAUUACGGUUUGCUGGACCAGAUCCAGGCUCUGCGUUGGACCAGUGAAAACAUUGCAGCCUUCGGCGGCGACCCGUUACGUAUCACUGUGUUUGGCUCAGGCGCUGGAGCUUCCUGUGUCAACCUGCUCACUCUGUCUCACUACUCGGAGGGCAACCGCUGGAGCAACUCCACCAAAGGACUGUUCCAGAGGGCCAUCGCCAUGAGCGGCACGGCUCUGUCCAGUUGGGCGGUCAGCUUUCAGCCAGCCAAGUACGCCCGGAUGCUGGCCCGCAAGGUGGGCUGUAACCUGGAGGACACUGUAGAGCUUGUGAGCUGCCUGCAGAGAAAACAUUACAAAGAGCUGGUGGAUCAAGAUAUCCAGCCAGCUCGCUACCACAUCGCCUUUGGACCUGUUAUUGAUGGAGAUGUUAUACCUGAUGACCCGCAGAUACUCAUGGAGCAAGGUGAGUUCCUCAACUACGAUAUUAUGCUGGGAGUAAACCAGGGCGAGGGCCUUAAGUUUGUGGAGCUAAUAGUGGACAACGAAAACGGCGUUCAGGCAAACGACUUUGACUACGCCGUGUCCAGUUUUGUUGAUGACCUCUAUGGAUACCCAGAGGGUAAAGACAUUUUGCGAGAGACCAUCAAGUUCAUGUACACAGACUGGGCCGACAGGCACAACCCGGAGACCCGCAGGAAAACACUGCUGGCCCUUUUCACCGACCACCAGUGGGUGGCGCCAGCUGUUGCUACAGCUGACCUGCACUCCAGCUUUGGAUCACCAACAUACUUCUAUGCCUUCUAUCACCACUGUCAGACAGAACAGGUACCGCCGUGGGCAGACGCAGCACACGGAGAUGAGAUUCCGUAUGUAUUUGGCCUACCAAUGAUCGGACCAACAGAGCUGUUUCCCUGCAACUUCUCCAAGAACGACGUGAUGCUCAGCGCCGUGGUCAUGACCUACUGGACCAACUUCGCCAAAACAGGGGAUCCAAACCAGCCUGUCCCCCAGGACACCAAAUUCAUCCACACCAAGCCCAAUCGCUUUGAAGAGGUGGCAUGGACACGCUAUAACCAGAAAGACCAGCUUUACCUACACAUCGGCUUGAAGCCCCGCGUCAAAGAGCAUUACCGUGCCAACAAGGUCAAUUUGUGGUUGGAGCUGGUUCCUCAUCUGCACAGCCUCAAUGAGGUCACCCAACUCAUCCCCACCACCACGAAGAUCCCUCCACCGGAGUCUACCAACCGCCCCCCGAAGACCAAGGCUAUGGUGACCAAGCGCCCCAAUCCGACUCUGUUCCCAACCGAGAACCAGGACAGCCACAACCAGCCACACCUGGUGGACCAGCGUGAUUACUCCACCGAGCUGUCAGUGACCAUCGCUGUAGGAGCUUCCCUCCUCUUCCUCAACAUUCUCGCCUUCGCUGCGCUCUACUAUAAAAAGGACAAGCGCCGGCACGACGUCCACAGGCGCUGUAGCCCCCAGCGGAGCGCCGCCAAUGACCUGGCACACACCCAGGAGGAGGAGAUCAUGUCCCUGCAGAUGAAGCAGCACUCGGACCUGGACUGCAGGGGUGUGGGCGACUCCCUGCACCCGCACGACGUGGUGCUGAGGACUGCCUGUCCGCCGGACUACACUCUGGCCAUGAGGCGCUCGCCGGACGACAUCCCGCUCAUGACGCCAAAUACCAUAACCAUGAUCCCGAGCACCAUGGGGGGGCUCACCUCGCUCCAUUCUUUCAACACCUUCCCUAGCAGCGGGCAGAAUAACACCCUGCCCCAUCCGCACCCACACUCACAUUCCACCACUAGGGUAUAG